Molecule: messenger RNA, 608 nt
Organism: Penaeus chinensis
Lineage: Eukaryota; Metazoa; Arthropoda; Malacostraca; Decapoda; Penaeidae
Product: U-scoloptoxin(16)-Cw1a-like
Exons: 3
Coding region: 54-365 (103 amino acids)
Source: RefSeq, a predicted model, not a curated record
AGCCCCCGAGCGUGACAGACGUGCCUUGUGGUUGCCUUGAAGAUCGUGUCGUGAUGGCGAAGACGUUGCUGUUGGCGCUGGGCGUGAUGGCGAUGGCCGCCGGCUGGGCCGAAGCUACCACGAUCUCGGUCGCAGCGGAGCAUCCCAGAUUUCCAGGAUUGUGCUGGACUGAGACGGGGCCUAUCAAGCCAAACGACUUCUUUUAUUUGCCCCACUGUACACGAGGGCAUUGCUACCGUGACGAAUCUGGAAUGGUGAUCAAUUAUGAAACUUGCCCGCCGGUGCAGCAAAAAGAAGGCUGUUUAGUGGGAGCGGAUUUGAAGCAUAAUUACCCCGGCUGCUGCCCCAGACUCCUGUGCAACUAGUGGAUUGUCAAUAGCCUCGUGGUAGCGGAUUGAUUUAAGACGGGUUUUGAUAUGCUUCGUCAUCCCCUACGCAUUCGCUUUGAUAGCUUAUCCUACAAGAGCGAACUGUUCGAUCGUAAACAAGAAAUCUAUUCGUAGAUUUGUAGAUUCGUCGGCUGUUGCUCAAGAAUGAAAUCGGCGGAUGGAUCUUUACCUUCUUGUGUAAAAUAAAUCAUGGGAUUCCUAUACCCUUUCUUUAUUCUU